CAGCCGGCGGUCCGCGGUCGUUCCUUCCCGAAGCUUCAGCUCCUGCUUCCUGCGCACCUAGUUCUGCGCAAGUUGCCCAGCACCGACUGUCAGUUGUUGUCUAAGUCCCGGUGUGUACGAACGCUUCGCAGAAUUUCUAGCAGUGUUUUGUUGUGAACAAUCGCGAUAAAUGUACUAAGAAACUCCUGCCACUAUGGGCCUCAAAUGGCUAUUUGUAGUGGCGUGCACGCUAGCAUGCGUGAGCGCCGAUCGCGGUGGAUCAUCGCUGCGAGGUGCGCUUGAAGCGCUGCAGCGGCGCCAGCGCGGCCGUAUGCAUGGACCCAUCCUACCACAACCUGACUACGAUGCCCUCUACGAAUUCGUACCACCGCAAGGAUACCCUGAACCUGACUACGCUGUUGAUGUCGAAGACAUUGAUGAGGAACCUAACCCAAAAUACAUCGUGAAACUUCUAGAUGACAACGAAAGGCCACCUGAGGCUUAUGAAUAUAAACUAAUAAAGAAGAAGAACACGGCCAAUACUGCUGCUAAGAAAGAAUCAGCGUUCCGGGAAAGGAGCCACCACUCCGAUAAUGACCGACUUCGUGAAUUAUUCAUGGAUAAAAAUAAAGGUGAGGAAAAGAAGGAACUUGACGAUGCACCUGACAAUGAUGCUGAGUACGCACUACUCUUGGGACAACUUUGGUCAAAGUACAAAUACAACAAAGAACACGCUAACAAUGUUGAAACUGCACCUCAAGGAGUUGUAAAACUUUAUAAAGAGAAAAUUGUCAAGAAGCGAUAUCCAGAUAAUUGGGGUCCUAUUGCUUUUAAAAGGAAGCGCAGUUCUGAUCCCGACUCUGAUAGGCCGAUAGUAUUUGACUACGAAGGCAGGAAAAGCAGCCCAGGACCAGUAGUAGAUCCUAAUUACAAUGCAUAUGACGUUUCUGAUGAUGAUAAAGAUGAUCUACGUGAAGAAUAUGCCAUCGCAUUCCAGCCACUUGAUGAUGACAGCUUGUCUGAUCUAGCGGAUGAAGAUCAAUACACUUAUGACGCAGUUGAGAAGCGCUUCCCAGUAACAAAACGCAGUAGUGGUUCUUACAACCUCAAUACUCAAAAGAAAAGAUUUGCCCAAAACCAAAAUAAACGUGACACAGCCAAGUCAUUCCGAAGCAGUGCCGGAACUGAUCCCAAACUUAUAAAGGAUCUUUCAAAAAUCUUCGGUGACUCUGAAAUUGAGGUUAUUAAAAAUCCAGUAAAACGUAAUACUGAUCAUGAAGAACACGAGCAUGAAGUUAAGCCACCAAUGCUAACACCCGUACAUAAUUUGACUCAUGAACAUAACAAUACUGCUGUACAUGAUGAUAAUAGCCACGAACAUCAUGGUCACAGCAUUCAUCAUCCAGGAAUUUCUGGUAAAGAAGUAGAGCACACGCAUGAACAUACUCAGGGACACAGCCAUGGGCACGAUCAUGAUCAUACUGAAGAAAAGAAACAGAGCGACCAAGAUAAACCACUUAACAUCCGAAAAAAAUCUAUCGAUUGGUCUGAUUACUUCGGCAUUGACAAGCGUAUUAACAAACAGGUCUCUUUUGUAAAUGGUUUAACUCAGGACAGACUGAGGAAGCAGUACUUUGACACCUUUAACAAAGAAGUAAUUUACCCUGUGAACUCAUUUCGUAAACAUAGCAACGUUAAAAGGAAUUAUGUCGAAACUAAACCCAACGAAGAAACUGAAAUUCAAAUAGAUAGAGCCCAUCUUGCCGUCAAAAAUGACGACAAGAGGAGUGCCACUGAUAAUGAUUCUAAACUUGACAACAUCGACAAGAAGUUACGAAACAUGGAAGGACUAAUUGUGGAUGAAGCUUUACAUUAUUCAAACGUUGGAGAAGAACUCGAUUCUAAGGAGGAGCAAGAGAUGAAGGAGAAGUUGCUGUCUCGUUUAGCUGCUGCUUACAGCUUGGAAAAGAUGAGGAAAGCUUUGAAAGAAUUUAAGCAGAGUCUGCAAAUCCAAAAAACAAAAUCUAAUGCAGCACCGUCUCCGAUUCCCACUGAUGAGGCUAAGGCUAAGCGCGUGGCAGUAAAGAAGGAGAAAGUGGAAUUAAUGACCAAUGACAUUCCUGGAUUUGAGAAGAAUAAUGACUUUGAAGAUGAACAAGGAGCUGGCCAUUACUUGAAUGGAAAAAUUGAGGAGCAGUUCUCCGAAGGUUACAUGGGCGGUAGCGGACGACACCGCAACCCUGUUUUAGCCACAGUUGCUGCAUCUGGAGCCUGUCCGGUUCUUGCCAAGAUUGUACAACGUUGCCGAGGAGUAGACUUGCUGGCAGGAGACCGCGGGCAACUGUUCCUACCGCUCUGCAGCUUACAUCAAAUCUGCUACCUUUGCGGAGAGGCUCCACCAACGACCUGCGACCUGGUAUUCCUUUCUGAAGCCGAUACGACUUGUGAGGGAGACAUGAGUUGCCAGCGAGCUGCUCGCUCUGCGCUGAUGGCUCUGCGGGAACUCCACGACAACCUGGCUGACGAGCUCGACGGAGAGUGCGAGGCCAGUCCCUGCCUGCCAGCCACCCUCAAGCUCAACAUGGGGUGGCAGCGAGCGUUCCAGCGAUAAACUAUCAACACUAAGCAUGCGACAUUACUCAAGGCGAGAAUCACUUCAGCCACGUCACAUUUAAUGGACUAAGGCUUUUCUUCAUGUCUCUCAGCGAGCUGUACUCGUGAUCAGAUGGUAUUAAUGUACUUUCUUUUAAUCGUCACCUAAAGGUAUAUCAUUUCACCAUUAGAAUAACUAAUUAAUCUUUGUUAUUGUAUUCGUACGAGUCUAACCAGCCAUAGACCCGUAGGGAUAUAGAGUUAAGGUUCACACAAAGUUGAUCUCAAUAGUUACGCCAGCUAGAUGUUACUUAUGCGAUAAUUCUACGCUUUCAUUGUUAAAUGUAAUUUGAAAUUAUUAUUAUAUUAUAUUGAACGUUGUAUUGACUUUUGCUAGAUAUGUUUUUGCGAUUGUAUUCCAAGUGUAGUCAACUUAAUGUAUGUGGAUCUUGGGGCAGGAUUAGAUGUGAGGUUUUCAAAAAAUCGAUGUGUUUAUGAAUGUCUUGACUUGAGAUGGUAAAUAUAUUGUUAUUAAGUAUUUACUUACAUAUAUUUGUAUUAAAAUGUGUCCACGUAAGUAUUGAAAUUAAUCAGAAUACUAAGUGUAUAUUAAAUGUAUGUAAUUCCAAAAUAUGAGACUAUUAUAAAUGGGAGUAUAUUCCAGUGUAUUGAGAAAUAUCAUAUAGGUACAUUUUACAUAGAUAUGUACCUCUAUUUAUAUUUAUAUCUAUAUUUUCUAUUCGUUUAAUUAAUAUUUAGGAAUAAAGAAUUGGAAAAGUGAGUUCUAAACAGUAUUGCUUUGUCUGUUGUCCCCCCCAGCCACCAUCUGGCCUGAGAUUGAGAGCGCAUGUACUAAUGUAGCAUGGAACUUAGACUUUACUAGGACAAUAAAUCAUUUGGUUGACACGGGAGUGACGCGGCCCAGCACUGCUGAACCGCCAGCAGUAGCAGGUCUGACGUCACCAAGUGUCUUUUAAAGAGUGGAUACACUCGCUCUCUAAGUCUUCCGAUCAAAAUUUGGCUUCAAAAUGUCCUUUGUACCGAAUCUGACCGCGUUGUUUACAACUCCCUUGCGAAAUUUACAAUGUUUUAUCUCGAAAUUUACAAUAAAUGUUAGUCGGAGUGAUGAGAAUUAGAUAGAAUUAUAUGAAUGUAAUUUAUUAUAAAGAUACUACUGUACGGUAUGUACCGGUCGUUUUAACAACUUGAAUGUUAUCACUUUAUUCAAGUAUUAUUACUAACACCCAAAUAUAAAUGGUUUUCAAUAAAAAA
Spodoptera litura is the source of this 3843-nucleotide messenger RNA. RefSeq lists its product as uncharacterized. Lineage: Eukaryota; Metazoa; Arthropoda; Insecta; Lepidoptera; Noctuidae. The record is from RefSeq and is a predicted model, not a curated record.